AUGUCAUUUUCUUUAACAAAAUCAUUACUUAAAAGAACAAAUCUUCAUAAAAAUUUAUUACAAACAAGAAGAGCCAGUGGAGGACAUGGACACGAACCAGAGUUUAAUGAACCAAGUGGUUAUUUAUUUGGAGAAAAACCACCUCCACCAGGACAAAAACGUGUGAAAGAAGAUUGGGAAAAUUAUUGGUAUUAUGGUAUGGGUGGAUCAUUAUUAUUAGGAACAAUAAUAUAUUUUUAUAAGCCAGAUACAAGUGUAAACACUUGGGCAACAAAAGAAGCAGAAAAACGAUUACAGGAAAGAAAUGUAGUCUUGGAUUAUCCUAAAACUGAAAAAAAGCUUUAA
This is a messenger RNA of Entrophospora sp. SA101, 345 nucleotides long. NCBI's taxonomy places the organism in Eukaryota, Fungi, Glomeromycota, Glomeromycetes, Entrophosporales, Entrophosporaceae. The record is from the annotation of a GenBank genome assembly.